GAGAGGCACAGACAGAGAGGGUUGAGGAGAAGGAUUCGUUCCGAGGGAGAAAAAAAGCAGUGACAAAAGAACCCACAAAGAAUAAAAGGGUGCUAGAAAAGUCUUGCUGUUCCAGGUUAAGUAAGAGAACCAAGAUGAAGCUGCUGUGCCUGUUGCUGCUGGUCAGUCUAACAGCCUCUCUUCCAGUUCUGAAAACUUCAGGAGGAGAAGAGUAUACAACUCAGCCCUCCUACACCCUGACUGGGACACUGACCCAGACACCAAGUACUACAGAGGCAAAGUCUCGCUUUGCCAUGCUGGACGAUGUUCGCCUGCUGGCAAAUGGCCUCCUACAGCUGGGCCAGAGCCUACGGGAGUUUGUCCACAAGACAAAGGCCCAGAUCAACGACAUCUUCCAGAAGCUGAACAUUUUUGACCGCUCCUUUUACCAGCUCUCAGUGGUCACCUCGGAGAUCAAGGAGGAAGAGGAGGAGCUGAAGAAGACUACCAGCUUUCUGAAGGCCAACAAUGAAGAGAUCAGAAACCUGUCAUUGGAGAUCAACGAAAAGAUCAACGGCAUCCUGGAGGAGCGUAGCCAGCUGCAGAACAAGGUGGGGAGUCUGGAGGAGACACUGAAAGGACUGUCACAGAGCAUGGUCCCCAAUGACCAGCUCAGUGAAAUCACAUCACUCAAGCAAGUAAUUGGUGCUCAGGAGAAGACCAUCACUGAUUUGCUGAAAGCUGUGAGGGAGCAGCAUGAUCAGCUCAACCACCAGAAAAUCAAGAUUAAAGGCCUGGAGGAAAAGCUUAGCUAUGACAACUUCCAAGAUGCAAUUGAGAAAGCAGUGGAUUCGCACCCAGAGGCAUCUGACAUGUUUGAAUAUCUGACAGGAAACUCAAGUGGCCUGGAAACAAACGAUCUUCCCGUGGACUGCAGCGAGCUGUUUGACAGAGGCGAGAGGAACAGUGGCAUUUACACUAUCAUGCCUAACCAAUCUGAGGCAUUCAACGUCUACUGUGAAAUGAGUUUAGAUGGAGGUUCAACAGUUAUCCAGCGCAGGUUUGAUGGCUCAGUGGAUUUUGACCAGACAUGGGAACAAUAUGAGAAAGGAUUUGGAGACUUGGGAAAGGAGUUCUGGCUGGGCUUAAAGAAGCUCCACAGCGUGGCAGGACAGGGAGUCUCAAUCCUGCGUGUGGAGCUGGAGGACUGGAAGAUGGAGCGGCGCUGGGCGGAGUACCAGUUCUCACUGGGUGGUCCUACCACCCACUACACACUCAACCUGAGCUACCUCACUGGGGAGCUGCCUGACGCCAUGGCCAAUCACACUGGCAUGAGUUUUUCCACGAAGGACAAAGACAACGAUAACCACCGUGACUCCAACUGUGCUCGCAACUACACAGGUGGCUGGUGGUUCAACGCCUGCGGUGACACAAACCUCAAUGGGAGGUAUGUAUGGCUGAGGGCAAAGGGCCGCUCUUUGAGGAGAAAGGGGAUCCACUGGAAGCCUGGCACAGGUACUUCCUAUUCACUAAAGGCCACCAAGAUCUCAAUACGACCUGCUCCAGCUUCUGGCAACUUCAACUGAAGCACCACCAUAACAACUCCUACAUUUUCCCAUGACACUGUCGGCUUGUUUUUGCAAACACUCAUUAUGUCUACUGCCUAACUGAGGAAUCCCAUCCAAUGGAAAGCUACACAGGAAGACAAAAUAACUUGGCCAUGGACUUAACCCAGGCAUGAUCAGUUUCUGAGAUACCGACCUCUUGGCGCUGCGGCAUCAGAGUGGCUACCUUGUAACACCAUUCUCUCAGAGGUCAGUGUACUGAUCGGCAGAUCACGGGCCAAAAGAUAUGCUUUUUACGUCAUACAAGAAAAUGCUUAACUGUCACAAUGAUGCAAUCACCCUAAGCAGAAUGUUGACCUAUUGGACUUGCAAUAGGUCAACAAUCCGCUAACAGAAAUAUCAUUACAAGAUGUCUGCAAAUUCUUAAUGUGGUUAAGACCACAUUCCAUCCAACUCACUUUUGUAUGUAAAAUGUCCCGGUGCUGUAUUAAAAGAUGACUAAUAGUGACAGUGAUGAAACAGAAUCCAUCCAUCCAUUAUCCAAACCGCUUAUCCUGCUCUCAGGGUCACGGGGAUGCUGGAGCCACAACAGCAAAACUGAAACCACUAGGCUCCAUAUUUCAGUAAGCUUAGAAGCAUUUGACUACUUUGUUGCUCAACUCAAGCUAGUUUAUGAUGAAUUUUGUCUGUAUGGCGUGAAAUAGUAUUGCAUGUUUCUAGCUAUUAAAGUCAUAAAUACCAAUAGGCUAUUACACAAACCAUCAGAUUAGACAACUCAUCAAUAUAGUGCAGAAACUUUGCAUAUUCAAACACACAACUGAAGAAAUUAGGUAGCAGUGAAUCUUGAGGCCAGGCUGGUCAACCAGAGUUAUAAAAUAUUUCUAUGUGUGGGGAACCCCAGUUGUCAAAUUUAGUGGAAAAACAAGGAGAAACAGAGGAGACAGUACAUUUCUGUAGAAAACCUGACGAAGUGUUAAUGAGCUCAGUUUGUUAUUUUUUUUUUUUUACUUCAUAAUGUAUUUAAACCGUUUUCGUACCAAAAUGUGUUAGUAUUACAAUUUAGGUCUGCCCUGAGUGUGUCCUAUGUGUUUUUCUAUGUUACUGAGUCAUAUUGACUCCUGUCUACUUUUCCAAACAUAAUCGUGACUGCACUGUACAUGUGUUUCUUACUAACAACCUGUCAGAUUGUUUAGCGCUCUGAUAAUACAUAUUUAUGAGAACAAAAUAAAAAAAAAAUUA
Lampris incognitus (smalleye Pacific opah) is the source of this 2783-nucleotide messenger RNA. RefSeq names its product angiopoietin-like 3 (gene angptl3). The transcript is spliced from 7 exons. The record is from RefSeq and is a predicted model, not a curated record. The coding region runs from base 135 to 1565 and encodes 476 amino acids. Lineage: Eukaryota; Metazoa; Chordata; Actinopteri; Lampriformes; Lampridae. Gene Ontology annotation, biological process: phospholipid catabolic process; phospholipid homeostasis; triglyceride homeostasis.